Messenger RNA from Formica exsecta, 6892 nucleotides. It is a transcript of the gene MRP, whose product is annotated as multidrug resistance-associated protein 1. The transcript has 23 exons. Gene Ontology annotation, molecular function: ABC-type transporter activity; ATP binding; ATP hydrolysis activity. Gene Ontology annotation, biological process: transmembrane transport. Gene Ontology annotation, cellular component: membrane. The record is from RefSeq and is a predicted model, not a curated record. Bases 736 to 5376 code for a protein of 1546 amino acids. NCBI's taxonomy places the organism in Eukaryota, Metazoa, Arthropoda, Insecta, Hymenoptera, Formicidae.
GUCAUUUGCUUGAAGCUCGCGUGAGAAGCUUGAUUCUCGAAGAGAACUCAUCUUUAUUCGUAAUCGCUUACAAUAGAGAAGAUCGUAAAGCAGAGACAUUUUUGUCGAAAGAUACUUUUCCAAAGAGAGAAUUAUCGAAAACUGUCAGAAUAACAUGUAACGUGCACGUGAAUACGAUUUGUAAAAUACAAGCGCGAUUUUCCCGCCCGGGUCCGAAUCCGCGAUCGCGAUUCGUCGAAAACAAUCCCCACCCUCGUCGCUCCUAGUCGGCUAUGCCAUCUCGUUUCUCCAUAUUCAUUGGUCGGACAAUAUCGGAUACUUUCACUCGGUAUGCUCGAACACAACGGAUUACUACACGACAAACAACGACGGACUGUUCUCGUCCGGCUAUUUCACGCUUUCUCGCAAUCUCGCAGACGCCUUUGGAUGCCUUUGAGGCAACAUCCGACUCGAAUGGCUCGUUCGCAUCGCUCGUAGUAGAUUCUCUGGAUCCUCCCUCCCCUCUCCCCUUCCAUUUUGUGAGUGUCGUAGGUGCUUUGCUCGCAUUGUAUUGUGUGCCGUAGUGUAGUGUGAAUCGCUAGCGGGCAGUGUGUGAACGAGCGAGGGGUGACCGAGAGUGAUCCUUUCCUUUCUCAUAGGCGAAGAAAGGUCGGUCUACGAUUUUUUGGUUGGCACUGUGUUCGCGAACGGCACGUUAUACAUGAGAAAGUUCGCCGGCUAAUUAAAUGUGUCAGUAUGGAAAAUCAAACGAUGGACGAGUUCUGUGGCACGAAGUUUUGGGAUGCUAAUCUAACAUGGUAUACAAACGAUCCGGAUCUAACAGAAUGCUUCCAAAAAACGAUAUUAGUAUGGGUACCAUGUGUAUUUUUAUGGGUAUUUUCAGUGAUGGAAGCAUAUUACCUUAUAAAUAGUAAAAGGAGAAAUGUCCCAUACACAUGGUUAUUUAUUUCUAAGCAAGUACUUACAGUAGCAUUAAUUAUACUUUCCAUAGUUGAGAUACUACUGGCGAUGAAUGCAAGUGGUCAUCGUAUGGUCUAUAGUGUAGAGUAUUACACACCAUUUAUAAAAAUUAUUACCUUUAUAUUAGCAUCUAUUUUAAUGACAUAUAAUAGAAAACGUGGAAUGCGGACGUCAGGUCUUUUAUUCCUAUUUUGGUUUUUCCUUGCAUUAUGUGGAUGUGUACAAUACAGACUUUCUAUAAAUGAAUUAAUCGAAGGGGAACAGCCAUCAUACCUAUUGGUAUGCUACAUGACCUAUUAUCCAAUAGUUGUAAUAUUGUUUGUACUUAAUUUCCUGGUCGACGCAGAGCCUAAAUUCUCCGAAUAUCCUACGGUCGAAACGCCGUGUCCAGAGCAAAGCUCUUCUUUCCCAUCAAGAAUUCUUUUUGCGUGGUUUGAUUCCUUAGCAUGGAAAGGUUUCCGAAAACCGCUGGAAACAUCCGAUCUGUGGUCCAUGAAUCCAGAGGACAUGGCUUCGGAAAUAGUGCCGAGAUUCGAUAAAUAUUGGAAUAAAAACUUGAUAAAAACAGAAGAGCUGGUUUGGACUUACUUUAGAGUAGAAAGUGCAAAAGCAUCAUUCCGAAAAGCAUCUGGACAAGUGGACUUUAAUGGCACCCGAAAAAAGAAAGUUGCUUCUAUCCUACCACCUAUUUGCAAAGCUUUCGGUGCGACAUUCAUGUUUGGCGCUUUCCUGAAACUGAUUCAAGACAUUAUGACUUUUAUUAGCCCUCAAAUAUUAAAGCUUUUAAUUGCAUUUAUCGAGGGAGAAGAGGAAAUGUGGAAAGGAUACUUUUAUUCCGUAUUACUUUUACUUACAGCAAUACUUCAGACGUUAAUAUUAUCCCAAUAUUUUCAUCGUAUGUUCUUAGUUGGAUUGCGCAUACGUACCGCAUUAAUUGCGGCAAUUUAUCGUAAAGCAUUGAGAAUGUCGAACGCGGCCAGGAAAGAAUCCACGCUCGGUGAAAUAGUAAAUUUAAUGUCUGUAGAUGCUCAAAGAUUUAUGGACUUAACCGCGUACAUAAACAUGAUAUGGUCGGCUCCUUUACAAAUAGCCUUAGCUUUGUACUUUCUAUGGGAGAUAUUGGGACCGGCGGUACUUGCCGGUCUAGCAGUUAUGAUCAUUCUUAUUCCCGUGAACGGGUUAAUCGCGAACAAAGUGAAAACAUUACAAAUCAGACAGAUGAAAAGCAAGGACGAGAGGGUAAAGUUAAUGAACGAAGUACUUAACGGUAUUAAAGUGUUGAAACUGUACGCAUGGGAACCUUCAUUCGAGCAGCAGAUACUUAAAAUCAGAAUCAAGGAAAUCCAAGUGUUAAAAGAAGCGGCGUAUUUGAAUGCCGGUACGAGCUUUAUAUGGUCGUGCGCACCCUUUUUGGUAUCGCUGGUAUCUUUUACAACUUAUGUACUUAUAGACGAAAAUAAUGUCCUAAACAGUACAACUGCCUUUGUUUCACUCAGUUUAUUCAACAUCUUAAGAUUUCCACUUUCUAUGCUGCCCAUGAUGAUUGGUAAUAUAGUUCAAGCUUAUGUCUCUGUAAAACGCAUCAAUAAAUUUAUGAACAUGGAGGAGCUGGAUCCUAAUAAUGUACAGCAUGAUCCAUCGGAAGCACACGCAUUAAUAAUUGAGAAUGGUAACUUCAGUUGGGACAGUGAACAUAUUGAGAGACCAAUACUACAAAAUAUCAAUUUCCAUGUAGAACAAGGUCAAUUAAUAGCAGUAGUUGGUACAGUGGGAUCAGGCAAAAGUUCCCUUCUAUCUGCUCUGCUUGGUGAGAUGGGAAAAUUAAGUGGAAAAGUAAACACAAAAGGCCCGAUUGCAUACGUUUCUCAGCAACCAUGGAUACAAAAUGCCACAUUGCAGGACAAUGUUCUGUUCGGAAAGGCCUUGAACAAAUCGAUAUACAAUCGCGUAAUUGAAGGAUGUGCAUUAAGUCCGGAUCUCAAAAUGCUACCUGCGGGAGAUCAAACAGAGAUCGGGGAAAAGGGCAUAAAUCUAUCCGGCGGUCAAAAGCAGAGAGUAGCCUUAGCCAGAGCUGUAUAUAACGACUCGGAAAAUUAUUUCUUAGACGAUCCUUUGAGCGCGGUGGAUUCGCAUGUAGGAAAACACAUUUUUGAGAAUGUAAUAGGUCCGAACGGUCUGCUGAAGAAGAAAACAAGGAUACUUGUUACACAUAGCAUCACAUAUUUGCCGGAGGUCGAUAAUAUUAUUGUUCUUAAGGACGGUGAGAUAACAGAGAGUGGAACUUACAAGCAAUUGUUGGAGAAAAAGGGCGCUUUCGCCGAGUUUUUAGUGCAUCACUUACAAGAAGUUGGAAAUCUGCACGUUGAUGAAGGUUCCGAAGCAGAUUUACGCGAAAUUAAACAACAGCUUGAAUCAACAAUGGGAGCAGACGAAUUGCAGCAAAAGUUAACUCGAGUACGAUCCAGAAUAUCCGAAAGUCUAAGUGAAUCUGGUUCUAUGACCGAUAGAACUGAUAGAAAAUCACUCAAUGGUUCUCUAACAAGGCAAUAUUCAACAGAAAGUCAACAAUCGGCAAAUUAUGUGCAUAGCAAUAGCAUAAAGGAAAAAGAAGCACCAAAAUCUAAUAUUAUUGGAGAGAAACUGAUAGAAACUGAAAAAGCGGAAACUGGAAGCGUAAAAUGGAAAGUGUAUUCUCACUACUUGAAAUCUAUUGGAUGGUUCUUGUCGAUAUCAACGAUCGUGAUGAACGCGGUCUUUCAAUCAUUCAGCAUCGGUUCGAGUGUUUGGCUCAGUGUUUGGUCGAAUGACGAUAAGAUGAUCGUGAACGCCACCGUCGACACGGCAAAACGGGACAUGUAUCUCGGAGUAUACGGUGUACUUGGUUUUGGACAAGCCACUUUUGUAGUGCUGUCGCAGACAGCGUUGGUUGUCGGAUGUCUGCAGAGCAGUAAACUUCUGCAUUCAGAGUUAUUGUUCGGUAUACUGCGAUCACCUCUAGGAUUCUUUGACACUACACCGUCCGGCAGAAUAUUAAACCGUUUUGGGAAGGACAUUGACAUAAUAGACAACGUUUUACCUCCAAGUAUUAGGGCUUGGUUGUUUUGUCUAGCAUCGGUCAUAGCUACUCUCGUUGUCAUAAGCUACAGUACACCUAUAUUUAUCAUGGUGAUAGUGCCAAUAGGCGCGAUUUAUUAUUUUAUUCAACGUUUUUACGUUGCGUCGUCGCGCCAAUUAAAACGAUUAGAAUCUGUGUCAAGAUCUCCUAUAUAUUCGCAUUUUAGUGAGUCGGUAACUGGUGCACAAAUAAUUAGAGCAUAUGGCGUGCAAGAACAAUUUAUUCACGAAUCUGAAAAUAGAGUAGACUUCAAUCAAGUGUGUUAUUAUCCUAGUAUUAUUGCGAAUAGAUGGUUGGCCGUGAGACUGGAGAUGGUUGGAAAUUUAAUUAUAUUCUUUGCAGCAUUGUUUGCUGUUUUGGCUAGAGAUACUAUGAGUUCGGGACUUGUCGGUUUAUCAGUUAGCUACGCCUUACAAAUUACCCAGACUUUAAACUGGUUGGUACGUAUGACAUCCGAUGUUGAGACCAAUAUCGUCGCGGUAGAGAGAAUAAAAGAAUACGGAGACACGGUACAGGAAGCACCGUGGAAAGAUACGGAGUAUACGCCUCCGAAAGAGUGGCCUAUGCAUGGUCGUGUCGAUUUCAAGGAUUUUAAGGUUCGCUACAGGGAGGGAUUGGAUCUCGUGCUGAACGGUUUGACAUUCAACGUACUCGGUGGUGAGAAGAUCGGUAUCGUGGGCAGAACCGGCGCCGGAAAGUCAUCUAUGACUCUGGCACUCUUCAGAAUAAUCGAGGCGGCUCAUGGGAAAAUCCUGAUAGACGAUAUUGAUAUCUCUAAGAUGGGUCUUCACGAUCUGCGCUCGAGAUUGACCAUUAUUCCGCAAGAUCCCGUAUUGUUUUCUGGAACACUGAGAAUGAAUCUAGAUCCUUUUGAUUGCUAUGCCGACGAGGAGAUCUGGAGAGCGUUGGAACACGCUCAUCUAAAAUCAUUCAUAAAAAAUUUGCCAAAUGCUCUUUUGCACGAGGUCUCUGAAGGUGGAGAGAAUUUAAGUGUAGGGCAACGACAAUUGAUCUGUCUGGCGAGAGCAUUACUUAGAAAAACGAAGGUUCUCGUACUGGAUGAGGCAACAGCCGCGGUUGAUUUAGAAACAGAUGAUUUGAUUCAGACUACUAUUCGUCAAGAAUUUAAGAAUUGUACAGUUCUUACAAUAGCUCAUAGACUCAAUACUAUUCUAGAUUCAGACAGGGUGAUUGUGUUGGAUAAAGGUGUGAUUGUCGAAUAUGAUUCUCCAGAAGUGCUCCUUCGCAAUUCAUCUAGUUCUUUCUACAGCAUGGCUAAAGAUGCAGGUUUAGCCGCUUGAAAUAUAUCAUAAUGAUUUUUUUUAGCAGCUAUACAUUAUACGAGCCAACGUCAAAGGAAACAACAAAGAAAACCGUAGAACAAACAACGCAUAGUCUUAGUAUAAAGAUUAAUUUGUAAAAUAGUAAAAUAUUUCUAUGCAAAGAAGAGAAAAAAGCGAGCGUUUGGCAUAAUUGACGGUGCAAUACCGUUGAUUUCUCAAAGUUGUUGCCAGAUCUUUUUCUGUGAUGAGAAAUUACUCUUCCCGAUUGUACCGUCGAUUAUUGAACUCCUUAUAUUCUAGAAUAAGUUUUGUAGUCUUUCAUCACAAAACAAGCAAUACGACACACUUCAUUUGUAAACUAGCUAUUGAUUAUUUCGAAAUCUUAACCGGGCAGUGGUCGGGUGAACUCCCGCGUGAUAAAUAUGUUAACAUUUUGGUAAAUAGAGUAAAUUAUUUUUUACCAUUUCUCUUCCUAUACUAUAUUUUUCCUUCAAAGAUAUAUCUUUGCAACUUAAAAUAAAAAUAAUAUAUUACAAAUAUUUUUAUGAAAAUAGAUUUUCAGAUUCUCUGUUUAUUUAUAAAACAAUAAUAUACGUUUGAUUAAUGAUUAAUAUUGUAUAAAAAUAUUUAUAUAUAUUCAACAAACUGUACUUGUAAAGUACAGUAGUUUUAAAUAAUUUUUAAUGCGAAUAAUAUUAAUUUGUUAAAGUAAUAUUUAUAUGCAAGAGAUCAAUCAAAGUUUGCUAGAGAAUUUUUUAGUUCUGAAAAUAUAUGAUAAAAGGAGAGAUUUCACACCUGACAACUUCCGGAUUAAAUUAUAUACUCAUUUUAAUAAUUUCAAUUAUUAGAGUCGACAAACACAAUAUAAUUAUCGGUAUAAAUAUAUAUGAGUGAUCAAUAAAAGUGCAUGUUCACUCAAAAAACAAAGAAACACAACAAGCUAAUUAAAAGAGCUUGCUCCAAGUAAUGCAUCAAUUAAAAUCAGUGAGCUUGAAAAUAUUAUUGUCGUAAUUGCUACUCUAAAUAUAUUCAAAAUGUGUUCUCUAGAUGAAAUGCACAUAGAUUUUGUUUUCCAUGGAUUAUAUUCUUCACUAAAAAAGUGCAUUUUUAUUUUUAUCUUUUUUAACAUAUGACAAUCAGUCGCAAUAAUUUAUUCUCACUUUGUUACAUCACGCAAUGUGAUAUAGAUCAAGGCGAAAUGUAUAUUAAUUCAAUAUCUUUCUGCUACAUGCCUAUCUACUUACCUACCUUAAUAGAAACUGGUACGAGUUAAUUUUAAGCCGGAGUUCAGUACCACUUAUGUGUAAUGACGUAAUAUCUUAUUUUUAUAAAUCGCUUAUUAAAGCGGACAACGCCGUUAAAAAUAGCAAUUUUAACUCUGCAUACAUUUUGUAUGCGGCACAAGUAUCUAGAAAAGUAAUGCAACAUCACAAUUUACUGUAUAUACUCUAUCUCUUUAUAAAGUUUCGUGUAUUACCCAAAGUAUAGUUAAAUAAUAUCUCUGUGCCUAUUUUACAAAGAGUAGAGAGACAAA